AUGCAAGACCAACCUUCUUUCCCAAAGUUUAUUUCCUGUUACCCAGAUCAUGACACUGAAAAAUCACUAAUUUGCUUCAUUUCGUUUCAAUUUUUAACGUUUGUUUUAUCUUAUCAAACAACUAAAAUCACCGCACAGAUUGUUCAAUAUGAUCUCUUUACGUUUGUACGCUCAAAAAACUCUGACUAGGAGCAUUUCGGGGUGGUCAGAAAAUUUGCGUAAACAGACUAAGCUAUCUGAUGCUAUAUAUUCCCGAGAGGACAAAUAUGGAGCGCAUAAUUAUCAUCCUCUACCAGUAGCUUUAAGCAAAGGCAAAGGUAUUUAUGUUUGGGAUGUUGAGGGAAAUUGUUAUAUGGAUUUCCUGAGUGCUUAUAGUGCAGUAAACCAAGGACACUGUCAUCCGCGUAUUAUUGAGGCACUCAAAACUCAAUCAGAAACACUUACUCUUACCUCACGUGCAUUUUAUAACGUUUGUUUGGGAGAAUUCGAGGAGAUGGCAGCGAAAAUGUUUGGGUACGAUAGGGUUUUACCUAUGAAUUCAGGAGUCGAAGCUGGUGAAACUUCGAUAAAACUUGCACGAAAAUGGGGUUACAAAGUAAAGAAUAUUCCAGAUGGACAAGCCAGAGUAAUAUUUGCUGAAGGAAACUUUUGGGGUCGCACUUUAGCUGCAUGCUCUUCAUCUACUGAUCCUACUUGCUACUCAGGAUUUGGACCAUUCAUGCCCGGUUUUGUCAUUGUUCCUUAUGAUGACUUGAACGCUCUCGAAAACGAAUUGAAAAAUCAUAAUACUUGUGCAUUUAUGGUGGAACCGAUUCAAGGUGAAGCCGGUGUUCGUACACCUUCAGAUGGUUACCUAAAGGGUGUACGAAAAUUGUGCACUAAAUAUAAUGUGCUGUUUAUAGCUGAUGAAAUACAAACUGGUUUAGGUCGAACAGGAAAACGCUUAUGUGUAAAUCAUGAAGAUGUUCGACCAGAUAUCGUUCUACUUGGGAAAGCUUUAUCAGGAGGAGUACUUCCAGUAUCCGCUGUUUUAGCUGAUGAUUCAGUUAUGUUGACUAUUCAACCUGGUGAACAUGGAUCAACUUAUGGUGGUAAUCCAUUAGCUUGUAAAGUUGCUAUGGCUGCUUUAAGAGUAUUGGAAGAGGAAGGUUUAGCAGAACAUGCACAGAAAUUAGGUGAAAUCUUUCGUCAGGAACUGAGUAAACUUCCAAAAUCUGUCGUUGAAUUAUAUCGUGGUAAAGGUCUUUUAAACGCGAUUGUAAUUCGUCAAGGUAAAUAGUACUUAGAAAUAUUUAUGUUUAGAUCACUUGAAUUGUUAAGAUUAAUAGAACUGGGGUGUAGAUAAAUAAAAUUAUUUGUUGUUUAUAAAUUCAUAAUAUUUUGUCAGGAAUUAUAAUUAUAUGUAUGUAGGUAUGGAAGUGAAGGAAGUAACAUGUUAUUGAUAACAAAAAUAAGUGAAGCGUUAUUAAACAAUGCGAAUAAAUGUGAAAAAUAUCAUUUGGAAUCUAGACCAAGACUAAUAAUCACAAUAACAAUAAAUACAUAUGCUAAAAAUACACGUAUAUAAAAAUGACCGGGACACAGAAUGGUGAAUAUUGUAAUCCAGUGGUGGACGUAGGGCAUGCAAGGGAAGAGGAACGCAGAAUAGACAUUUCGCUUGUAUAAGUUUAGAUGGAACAUUCACCUUUGCGAUACUAAGUAAACGUUAAUGUAGGUAGCUUGAAAGCUUUACUGAUUUCUUUUAUAGAACUGUAACUGGUGACAUUUUGUUGACGUUAUGCUUUGUGUUCUCUAAAUGCUAUAGUAUUGAACUUCUGUGAGAUUUAAUUGACAUUUUUAUUCAAUCACAUUGGUCACUGCUUGAGGAAGUGAAGAUGGCGAUGUCGCGUCGUUCAACCUAUAAAUUUGUUUCUAAAAGAAAAGUUAAAUUUAUAGAUAUGCAGAAAUAACUGGACCCAGAAGUGAAUCUGUCGCUCAUACAGGUUGAACAUAAUAAAUAGUAAAAAUGAAACUUGUGUCAUUCAAAAGUAAUUUCUCCGCCAUCGGACUAGUAAAUAAAAUAAAGCUGAAAAAACUCCCUUCGGCUUCAUAACUUUGAAUUAAUGUUUAAUGUAACCUAGAAGCGAACAAAAUUAUCACUCUAUCUCUACCCUAGUAUGUAAUGUUGUUAAAUUUUCGUUUUGAAGUGAGCGAAUUUGUUCUACACGGAUACUCUUUUUCCAUGUUCUAGCAUGGUUUCUCUCUGUACAUGAGGGUGAUAUAUAUAUGUUAAUUUUGCGAAAUUCGUUUCUCCUGAUUACGUUUUUUCGAACAAUAUAUACACAGUAGCAGAAACAUUAAACAAAGCGGAUUAUUAGGAUAUUCUUUCUUACAUGUGAGAAGUCAAAAAUAUUAAUAAUGAAGAUCAUUUGUGAAAAUGUAUCCACUUUAAAAAACGUUUUUAUGAUACCUCUGAAAACAGUGAUAUAUUAGGGGUAUGCUUUCUCCUGGUUUAUCAUACUUUAAAUGGGAUUGUAAGCAUAUUUUUUGCUCAGUUUCUGUUUAAUUAAAUUAGUCUUCCUUAAUCUAUCCAGUAAAUCUCUUGACCAAUAUUUAUCUCUUCGAUUAGCUGAAAGUAUGUCAGUGUCUGUGUUUAGUGUUUUAGCAAUCGAACCAAGGUGUAAAUGAUCACACAAAGUAUAACGCUCUGUCGCUUUAAAUAUUGGGUGAAGAAGCCUUCAGUCAGAGAUUAUUUCCACAGUAUCUUUAUGAGACAUUGAAACUGCUAUGUUCUUCGUAACUGUUUAAGCAGGAUAUUAGUACCAUAGCAAUCCCUGAUGGGUUUAUAGAUGAAUCCUUGAUACUGGUUAUCAGAGCAAUACUCUUUACUCAGGAUAUACUUUCCGGAAUCAGCAGAAGUGUCUAUAUUAACACAUUACAGUAUUUUUUAAGCCGAAUAAUCCAAUAAUUUAUUUCAUAUUUAAUUCUACAUUGUACUUUUCUUUUGUGUCCAGGAUUUAAUGCGUGGGAUGUUUGUUUAAAAUUACGCGAUCAUGGUUUAUUGGCUAAGCCAACACAUGACACAAUCAUUCGAUUAGCACCGCCUUUAGUUAUUAAAGAAGAUGAACUGCACAAAGCGACAGAAAUUAUACACAAAGUGAUUGGUUCAUUGAGCAGAUCGUGAAGAAACACAGGAAAAACAAACAGCUAUGCUAUUUCGGUAAGUUCUUUUGAAUUUAUUACUAUUUUUGGUUGUCUUAUCACUGCUAUCGAUGUUAUUCAGUCAGCUGGAUUCAAUUUAGAAAAUAACGGAAAAGUAUGUCAGCCCUAGUUGUUAUUUAUCACAUACGCACAACGUGAUAAAAUUAAAAAGACGACUAAUGAAGAAGCCGAAAUAAUGUAGUAACAGUUAUGAUGAAAAAGGUUAGUUAUUGAGAGUAUGGUUCAGAAAGACAGGAGGAAAAGAUAUUUAUGAAGGAUUAUUGUAACAAGAGACCCAAAGACUGAUAAAGAGUGAAUUAAUUUAUGCCACUGUGACUUGUUUCGAUCCCUAUCAUCCGACAUCUUCGUGCACUGUUUGAGGUUACUGUAUGAAUCUCAACCCAGUAGUUUGCCCCCACCAGCAUGCCCCAGACCAACAAUAAGUGAUCUUAUGAACUAAUUUUACUUUUUGAUUUGGCCAUCCCUACCUUUCUUACAAUAUAUUCUUACACCAGAUAACAUCGAUCGUCGGAACAGAUAAGUUAGACUUAUAUAACAUAUUACCAGCAAGUGUGAUAGACCGGAAAUCAUUUCGAUUGACCUAAAACCUUAGUUAAUCCAAAUAAAAGUAGCAUGAACAUUAUAGAUAAUUUUUUUAGUUCAAACUGUUCAUCAUUAUUUUAGACAUUAAUUUAGUCAGCUACACCGUUCAAAUAUUUAAAAUUUAAAGAAUUGGAAACAGCUGAACGUAAUGUUCAUAAGUUCUUUUUAAAUUACCUUGAGGAUACGUAUAUUAAAGCUAAUCGUAGAGUUUAAACAUGGGAUUGUUCUUCUGAGCAACAAGAAAUUAUAACUGAAGAACUUAAAUAAUACUAAACGCUUUUAAAAGAAUCCCCAAAAGUUUCAGUGAAAAACUGUGACCUAAUAAGUCACCUGCUUCUAGACAAUAAUAGAAACUCAUUAUUGGCAUUUAUUGAUGAUUGUCCUAUGUUGUAAAAUUAAUAAAGUAGAAGUUGGUAACCAAUGAAAUCCAACUCAUUAUUUGAUUGAUACGUGCUCUCUACAAAGUGGGAUGGUUUUGGGUCAACUGUUUAUUGGAUCAUGAAUGUAAACCAAUGAGAAGGUGGAAAAUAUUAUCAACCAGUAAUCCGUAGUUGUACCGUUUUUAGUGACCUAACGACUGAUGUUAUUUCUCAUUAAAAUCAUUCUCGAUAUCUUCAUAAAAUCACUUAUAUCACAUACUAAAUGAUAUCAUGUAUUUACCCAGUAACAAAACGAAUAAUCUACAAAUAAAAUUUGUAUAAAACAAUUGAUUUAAUUCCGUUUAAGUAUAACUAAAUUAUAAUGAUUGGUAAUUAUUAUACACUAAACUUUCACCUCAAAUGCUAAAGCGUUAUCCACUGACUCACUAAAUUCAGUUGGUCUUUGAGUCGUGCAAAAGGUCUAAAAUUCAUUUUUAUGGGCUGAUAUUAUUUAUGUUGUUGAUGUUAAGGCCUACAAUUGUUAAUAGAGACUGAUUAAUUUCAGAUGUGAACAUCAACAGCGAAAAAGUACAAAUCCGUAUAACAGAGAUGGUCUUAUUUCUCAAAGGCAUAAUAAUAAAAUGAGCAUAAAAAUAAAAAGACAUUGAAAAUGAACAAAGUCACAAAAGUUGAGAGAAAUUAACUAAACAAAAAGUCAUAAGAUCUUGAAACAUAGAGGGAACCUUGGUGUGUCAUAAUAACUAGUUUUAAAGAAUACCAGAUUCCUAUUUUCAUAACCCUGAAAAUUUGAACCAUGUAACCUAAACGUUGCUACUCAAUUCAUGUCAACGGCUAUUUAUUAGCUUGAUCACUGUUAAUUUUUCUCUGGAAUUAUUGAACUGUAGUGCUUUGUAAUAGACGUCAUUUUAGUGCAUCUAAAAUAAAUACCCAAAACACUAUACUUUCUAUGUUGUAAAUCAAAAUACCAUUAACUUUCUUAACAACCUAGAUUAAAACUCUACAUUUUACAUCAAGAAUUACUCAUUCAUUAGUUUGGGAUCAUAUGAAUAGGGAUUGAAAAAGACUUUAUUUUAAAAUAUCUACAUCGUUCUUGUGGUUUUCAUAUCUAAUGAUCAUGUCUAAAAACUAUAAAGUACAAAAAAAGCGAACUUUUGAUUUACAUUUCUCCGUUCGAUGAACAGUUAGAUAUUUAAACAUUAUUGUAUAUGGCUUUGAGGAAUAAAAACACUGAAUGAUCAUACAAUACAUAUUUCUUGCCGAGCCCACUACUCACUUACUUACACCAGUUACUCCCAAUGGAGCAUAGGCCGCAGACCAGCAUUCUCCAACCCACUCU
Molecule: messenger RNA, 5499 nt
Organism: Schistosoma bovis
Lineage: Eukaryota; Metazoa; Platyhelminthes; Trematoda; Strigeidida; Schistosomatidae
Source: the annotation of a GenBank genome assembly